This is a messenger RNA of Drosophila mojavensis, 934 nucleotides long. RefSeq lists its product as uncharacterized. Bases 160 to 576 code for a protein of 138 amino acids. The transcript has a single exon. NCBI's taxonomy places the organism in Eukaryota, Metazoa, Arthropoda, Insecta, Diptera, Drosophilidae. The record is from RefSeq and is a predicted model, not a curated record.
AUGCUCUACUAUCAGGCAGGCUUUUGAAAUAAUUGUUUGUAUUGGAAUAAUAAAAAAAAUUUACUGCCUCCCUUCAAGCCAAUAGAAAUUCACAUCAAAAUUCCAUUUAAAUACUCAAUAUCGAUUUCGUGAGGAAGCAGCACUCUUCACGAGCCUGAAAUGUACCCACAGUCACGAUUUUUUGCCCGUCAGUUGAACCCCGGCGUUAUCCUAACCCAAGAGCUGAAAAUGAAAAUGUACAACUUUGAGGCACUCCAUCGCGAGAAGAGCCAACUGGAGACUGAUAUCGAGCUGAUUCGCAAGCAGCAGGACUCCAUUGAGGAUAAGCUCGCCGAAGCACUGGCCGAAGAUGAAUUCCAACGCUGUUUGAACGGCCACAUGACGAUCGGUCCCAAUGACAGCGAAGUGCUGGAGAUAUUCAAGAAGCAUUUGAACAGCACCAUCGAUAAACUGGCCAGCAAAUACGAGCGCAAAAUUUAUUUGGACACUGAUCUGCAGAAGCUCAAGAUGACCAUCGAAAAGGAUAUUAUGAAAGUCAACGAGGAGGCGGCUGCAGCCGAAACUGCGACAUCCUAACGCCCAAACUUAACGUACAAUGAGAGGGGCAACACUUGGCUAAAUACUGGAUUUACAAAAUGAAAUUUCUGUUGCACUCUGCAAGUCUAUCUAGCCAGGCUAACGUUCUGGUACAGAUGAUGUUCACAUCGAUUCAAUUGAAUUCAGUUUUGUCCCGGUGUAACACUUCUACUGCGAUUGGUUGCCUGAUUUAGUUAAUUUUAAAAAUUUUUGAAUUUGUCAUAGUUAGUUGUCUUUAGUUACACAGUCACACUCUUGUCUCCACUGUUUUUAGCUGCGGUCUCUAUUCAAAGAUACCAUGAGUGUACCAAAAAUAUAAAUAAAUAAAAAAAUAUAGAAAAUUCUAGUAAACCUACAA